Monoraphidium neglectum is the source of this 906-nucleotide messenger RNA. RefSeq lists its product as hypothetical. The record is from RefSeq and is a predicted model, not a curated record. NCBI's taxonomy places the organism in Eukaryota, Viridiplantae, Chlorophyta, Chlorophyceae, Sphaeropleales, Selenastraceae. The transcript is spliced from 2 exons. Bases 1 to 906 code for a protein of 301 amino acids.
AUGGCGGUUUCCUUCCUGUCGAACCAGCCAGCCGCGGUCGCCCUCGCCGCCGCGGCCGGCGCAGAGCCGUCCAGGCUGUUGUUGGACGCCGCCGCAGAGGAUGAGCCCGGCGGCAGCGGCAGCGGAGCCCUCGGCGGCUUCUCCAACGCGGCGCCCGCGGCGGCGGUCGACGGCGGCGGGGCUGGCGGCAACAGCGGCGGCGGCGGCGGCGGCGGCGACGGUGGCGGCGGCGGCGGAGAGGAUCUGGGGCUGCCCAGCCCGGAGGAGGCGGCGCGGCUGGUGCUGGCUGAGCUGGGCCUCAAAUCUGCAGAUUCUGGGCUGGACAUGGUGAUCCUCCACGCAGACGCCCGCCCAGCCGCCCCCAGAUCUCCCCAGAUCUCCGCCGGAUCACACCAGAUUACCGAGCCGCCGCACGACGACGCGGCGGCGGCGGCGCCAGCGGCGGCGGCGGCGUCGGCGGCGAGGGCGGUGGCGGGGUGGGCGGACAGGGUGCUGCGUUACCUCAACAACAGUCCUGAAUUUCGCGAGGCGGUCCUCCUGGCCGUCGUGCUCACCCCCGCCGGCGCCGACCUCGGCCCCGGCCUGCUGGCGCCCGGCGGCAUCCCGCUGGCGCGUCGAAAAGGCAGCGAGGGCGGCGGCAGCGGCGGUGGCGGUGGCGGAGGCGGCGGCGCGGUGCCGCGGCCGCGGCAGAGCUGGCAGCAGCUCGGGAGCGGUGCCGCCGCCGCCGACGCGCGGCGGCCGGCGCUCGUCGUGCGGCGGCUGCCUGGGGUCGUGCGUGUGGAUGGGUGCGUGCGCGCGGGCCUUGCGGAGUGCGUGGAGAGAGGGGGGCUGCUGGGGACGAUGGCGGAUCGGCUGAUUCCCGAGAUCGCCUACAAGAUUGGCCGCGCCCCAAAAUACGGCGCCUAG